AUGGGAAGAAAGGAAAGCGUUCCCCUUGCUCGCCGCUCCCAGGCCACCGACGACUACGCCAGCGCCGAAAGUGGCGUCGUCCACAUCCCAAACCCCUACGACUGGCUUGAAGACACCAGCAGCCCAGAGACGGCGGCUUUCAUCGAAGCCCAGAACGCCGCUUUUGCAGAGUACCUUGACGAUUACCACGAGGGGGGCAGCCAGGGCAGGGCCAAACAACAGUUGGCCACGAGACUGUCGGCCAUGACCGGGCUGACAGCUAUGGCAAGUGUGCCACAGGUCAUAGGGGAGAGCUAUGUCUUUAGAGUGCAGGGUCGAGGGAAGGAGUUUGCUGUGUCUUACCAAGUCCCCAAGUCCAACAUCAGUGGCGAUAACGAGCCGGCUAUAUUCCACGACGAAAGCGAGCAAAAGGCCGUGCUGACGGCCUCAUCGCCGAGUCGCAGCGGCAAGUACUGGGCGUUCACGACCAGCGAUUCAGGGUCCGAUUGGGGCAUCAUCCGCGUCAAGGACGUUGAGAGCGGCCAGAUUCUGAGCGACGAAAUUCGCGGCACCAGGCUCACGAGUAAACCCUCGACGGUGAUACCGUGGCUCGGGGAUCGGGGAUUCUUCUAUCCAUAUUUCCCCAACGGAGGUGGACAGGACGGGAAGAUCGCAGGGAAAGGAGGAUUUGGUUCAGCUCAACUUCGCUUCCAUGAGAUUGGUCGUCCACAGGAAGAAGAUGAGGUCAUCUACAAAGAUUCUGAGCAUCCAGGCUACAAUUUCAAGGCUGUGGUCUCUCAGAACGACAGGUCUGUCUUUCUAGAGAUCUAUGACAGGGGCAGGGGUUGUCAGGUGCUGUCAGCUGUGGUAGAAGGGGAAUCAUCUGACAACGACGCUGCAGAGAAUGGUCAUCAGGGGAGAGGGGGGCUCGGAUUGAAAUUCGACGGUGUGGUAUCAGGGCAGUCCGAUGCAGAGUGGGAAUACGUUGGAACUUUCCCCGAGAAAUCCUCUUCGGAGACUCGGAAUGCUGGCAACAACGGACAUGUUUUCUGGACCAAUGCAGACAACGGCAAAGUGAUGGUGUACCACCCGCAAACUGGAGCGGUGGAGGAAGUCAUCGCUCCCCACAGCCAACAGACUCUCCGACUGGCGCGAAUGCUCUCUAGCGGCAACAUCCUGGUCGUGCGCUCAAUCGACGUCCGAGACCAGGUCCAGAUCUUCUCGUCCGCCGGCCAACAUCUGAAAACACUGGACGACGUCCAUGUGCCCUUGUGGACCAUCCUGGACGCGUCGUACGACCCGUCGAGCGAGACGAUAUUCCUGGUCGAGUCGUCCUUUUGCUAUCCACCUCGCGUCUGGCAUGCUCGAGGGGGAGCACGGGGGGAUGGACCGGAGAUAUCUCCCUUCCGGCCCGUCGAGCUAUUCACGCAGAGCAACAAGAACUCCCUCACCAGCGGGGCGGAAGCAGCUUCGCAGCUGUCAACCAAGCAGAUCUUCUACACCUCCCUCGACGGCACCAGAAUACCCAUGUUCCUGACCUCGGCCAACCCGGAGUCCAUCCAACCGGAACAGCCCGUCCUGUUAUACCUGUACGGCGGGUUCGGGAUUUCCGUCAUCCCUCACUUCCGCGCCGACUUUGUUGCCUUCCUACAAUCCUUCAAGGGUGUGCUCGCCAUCGCCAACGUCCGCGGCGGCGGCGAGUAUGGGGCCACAUGGUAUCAAGCUGCGUGCGGCCACAAACGGCAGAACCUGUUCGACGACAUCAAGUCGGCGGCUCAGCACCUGCGCUCCCAAUUCGGGAGUCGCACCAUCAUCCUCAUGGGCGAAAGUAUGGGCGGCUUGAACUGCGCGACGGCCAUGGUCCAGUCCCCAGAUCUGUUCGACGCCGUGAUCCUCAACGCCGGUGUCUUGGACGUGCUACGCCGCCAAAAACUGGCAAAAAGUGACCGCGGCGUCCAGGACAUUGGCGACGCACACAGCCCCAUCGACUUUGACUUUAUCUACAAGUGGUCGCCGCUCGACAAGGUGACUCCCGGCGUCAAAUAUCCGCCAGUCCUCAUCACGGCCGGGGACAAGGAUGACUUUGUGAGCUACUCGCACAGCUGCAAGAUGGCCGCGGCGUUGCAGUAUGCUGGUCAUGGAGGAGGCCCGCAGGACGAAGGGACAAAGAACGCGACGUUCUUGAGAAUCGUCAAAGACAUGGGCCAUGCCGCUCAUAUCUCUGCAAAGCAAAAAGCGGCCGUCGGUCUGGAGAGGUGGCUCUGGGUGAAGAAGACGCUGGGACUCGAAAUACAUUAA
Molecule: messenger RNA, 2277 nt
Organism: Fonsecaea multimorphosa CBS 102226
Lineage: Eukaryota; Fungi; Ascomycota; Eurotiomycetes; Chaetothyriales; Herpotrichiellaceae
Exons: 2
Coding region: 1-2277 (758 amino acids)
Biological process (GO): proteolysis
Cellular component (GO): cytosol
Molecular function (GO): oligopeptidase activity; serine-type endopeptidase activity
Source: RefSeq, a predicted model, not a curated record